AGCCUCUAGCUAGUCUGGACUCUCAAGUGUUGUCGGAUCGGAUCAGAUCGGAUCGGAUCGACGUCUCAUCUCUAACGGACAUCAUGGCUGCUGUUCAAGCUGCUUCUCGCCUCCUUUCCAAGAGGAUAUUAUCCUCCAGGAAAGCAGUCUCUGGUACAGCAGUUCAAGGUUCCAGGAAUUUGCACUUCUCCAUUUACGGCAAGAAAGAUGCGAAGGUUUCUGACAGUAUCUCCAAUCAGUACCCGGUUGUUGAUCACGAGUUUGAUGCGGUGGUGGUUGGCGCUGGCGGAGCGGGACUCCGGGCAGCUUUUGGCCUUUCUGAGGCUGGCUUUAACACUGCCUGUGUCACCAAGCUUUUCCCCACCAGGUCUCACACUGUUGCGGCGCAGGGUGGAAUCAACGCAGCGCUCGGCAACAUGGAGAACGACGACUGGAGGUGGCAUUUCUACGACACGGUGAAGGGCUCGGAUUGGCUAGGAGACCAAGAUGCCAUCCAUUACAUGACAGAGCAGGCUCCUGCAGCUGUUGUGGAGUUGGAGAACUUUGGCAUGCCUUUUAGCCGCACAGAGGACGGUAAGAUCUACCAGAGGGCUUUUGGAGGUCAGAGUCUGAAAUACGGCAAAGGAGGCCAAGCCCACCGCUGCUGCUGUGUCGCAGACAGGACCGGACAUUCGCUACUUCACACUCUGUAUGGUCGGUCGCUGCGUUACGACACCAGUUACUUUGUGGAGUAUUUUGCGCUGGACCUUCUGAUGGAGGACGGCGAGUGCAAAGGCGUGAUCGCGCUCUGCAUGGAGGACGGCUCGAUCCAUCGCUUCAGAGCUCAGAAUACGGUCAUUGCUACCGGGGGCUACGGUCGAACUUAUUUCAGCUGCACGUCUGCUCACACCAGUACCGGGGACGGAAACGCCAUGGUGACCAGAGCAGGUCUGCCCUGCCAGGAUUUGGAGUUUGUGCAGUUCCAUCCCACCGGGAUCUACGGAGCCGGUUGUUUGAUCACCGAGGGCUGCCGUGGCGAGGGAGGCAUCCUGAUCAACAGCGAGGGCGAGCGCUUCAUGGAGCGCUACGCACCCAACGCCAAGGACUUGGCAUCCAGAGACGUGGUGUCCCGCUCCAUGACCAUCGAGAUCAGAGAGGGCAGGGGUGUGGGUCCACAGAAGGACCACGUAUACCUGCAGCUGCACCACCUCCCUCCUCAGCAGCUCGCCACCAGGCUGCCCGGCAUCUCGGAGACGGCCAUGAUCUUUGCCGGCGUGGACGUCACCAAGGAACCCAUCCCCGUCCUGCCGACCGUCCACUACAACAUGGGAGGCGUACCCACAAACUACAAGGGCCAGGUGAUCACUCACACUAACGGCGAAGAUAAGGUGGUUCGUGGGCUGUACGCCUGCGGAGAGGCCGGCUGCGCCAGUGUUCACGGUGCCAACCGCCUCGGCGCCAACUCUCUUUUGGACCUGGUGGUGUUUGGCAGAGCCUGCGCCCUCACCAUUGCUGAGGAGCACAAGCCCGGAGAGGCACUUUCCCCUCUUAAGUCCAAUGCAGGAGAAGAGUCUGUGGCCAACCUGGAUAAGCUGAGGUUUGCCAACGGAAGCUUGCGAACCUCUGAAAUAAGGCUCAACAUGCAGAAGGCCAUGCAGGCUCACGCCGCCGUGUUCCGUACCGGCUCUGUAAUGAAGGAGGGAUGUGACAAACUGGAUGCCAUUUACCAGACCAUGGACGAUAUCAAGACCUUUGACAGAGGCAUCGUGUGGAACACCGACCUGGUGGAAACACUGGAGCUGCAGAAUCUGAUGCUGAACGCCGUCCAGACCAUUCACUCGGCCGAGCAGAGGAAGGAGAGUCGAGGAGCUCAUGCCAGAGAAGACUUCAAGGAUCGCAUCGAUGAGUACGAUUACUCCAAGCCCUUGCAGGGUCAGGAGAAGAAGCCCUUUGAGCAGCACUGGAGGAAACACACUAUGUCCUAUGUUGAGCCCAAAACUGGCAAGGUGACCUUGGAGUACCGUCCUGUCAUUGACCACUCUCUCGAUGAACAGGACUGCGCCCAUGUCCCUCCCGCCAUCCGCUCUUACUAAGAUGCCCUCCUCCGACAGACCGACCAUGAUGUCUGCAAAUGAUCACUCACUAUUGAUGGUGAAAUUGUUCCUGCAAUACACAAAACAUUAAAGGGAACUAUGCUCAUGUGUUUGAAGGUGUGCCGUGAACACAUUUCAUCAUCCAUCUUUGCUAUUGUGCCGGACUUGUGCGCUUUCCUAGAUUUGCGGUGCUUGAAAUGCAUUUGAUAUUUCGGGUUAGGUUCAGUCUGCACAAGCUCGUGUUGCUGUAAGGCCGCAGCCCGGGAAAGUUUGACGCAUGUAAAUAUGACCUCAAUGUACAAUAAAUAGAAUGGAUCACAUACUACCUGUGUGUUACAAGAGAAAUACACACAUUAGUGAUCUCUUGGUGUGUUUGCAGUUAACAAGUGAUGCAAUACAAACGUAAUCAUGCGGUAUACUGUAUGUACAUCAAUAACAAAGAAGAAAUUCAGACUUGUAACAUUUUUUGCUUUGCUUUCUCUUAAGUAGCAGACUGCUCUCUUAGCAAACGUUUUGCCAACCACAUAUUGGUGCCUAGGCAAUUGACGGUAUGAAUGUCAAGGUUGGCACUCACUCAUUUGAAGUGGUGACUAUUUAUUUGCCUGUUUCUGGUUUUGCCCUAACUUUGGGUUCAUGUUGAAUAAAGAGACAAAACUGUGUAGAAACACAAGUACUUUUCCUGUCCUGUAAAAUCAGGCAAACAUG
Syngnathus acus (greater pipefish) is the source of this 2777-nucleotide messenger RNA. It is a transcript of the gene sdha, whose product is annotated as succinate dehydrogenase complex, subunit A, flavoprotein (Fp). Gene Ontology annotation, biological process: mitochondrial electron transport, succinate to ubiquinone; tricarboxylic acid cycle. Bases 84 to 2072 code for a protein of 662 amino acids. NCBI's taxonomy places the organism in Eukaryota, Metazoa, Chordata, Actinopteri, Syngnathiformes, Syngnathidae. Gene Ontology annotation, molecular function: electron transfer activity; flavin adenine dinucleotide binding; succinate dehydrogenase (quinone) activity. The record is from RefSeq and is a predicted model, not a curated record. The transcript has 15 exons.